This is a messenger RNA of Rhagoletis pomonella (apple maggot), 2019 nucleotides long. It is a transcript of the gene Ubc6, whose product is annotated as ubiquitin-conjugating enzyme E2-17 kDa. Gene Ontology annotation, molecular function: ubiquitin conjugating enzyme activity. The record is from RefSeq and is a predicted model, not a curated record. NCBI's taxonomy places the organism in Eukaryota, Metazoa, Arthropoda, Insecta, Diptera, Tephritidae. Bases 403 to 858 code for a protein of 151 amino acids. Gene Ontology annotation, biological process: protein polyubiquitination; DNA repair; proteasome-mediated ubiquitin-dependent protein catabolic process. Gene Ontology annotation, cellular component: HULC complex. The transcript is spliced from 3 exons.
UUGAUGAAGUGUCAGUGCUUGGUUGGUGUGUUGUGCGUUGUUUAUGCUGAUGCUUCUAAUUUGUCAAUAUAUUUUGUUUAAAUUUUGUGAAAUUUAACGAGCAAGGAAAAACAUCGUGGAAAUAAAAAUAACAUUGGCCAAUAAUCGAAGAACGUAGCGGAAGGACAAUAAUAAUAACGUAUACUAUAAGUGAACUAGCCUUGUGAACAAGAAUCAAAGAAAACAGUGGUAACACAUAAGUGGAAAAAGCAGAGGCAAAGAAGAAUUGUAGAAAGUAAAACGAAACGAUUUCAAGUUGUGUUCGUGUAAUAAGGAAAAAAUUUCGCUGCCCAGUUAAAAUUUGUAAAAAUUGUUAAUUUUGUUGUUAAUAAAGCGUAAAAACGCUAUUACUAUAGAAGGAAAAUGUCAACACCCGCACGCAGGCGUCUUAUGAGAGAUUUUAAAAGACUUCAAGAAGAUCCACCAACUGGAGUUUCUGGAGCGCCAACAGAUAACAAUAUUAUGAUUUGGAAUGCUGUGAUUUUUGGUCCACAUGACACCCCUUUCGAAGAUGGUACCUUCAAAUUAACUAUAGAAUUUACGGAAGAGUAUCCAAAUAAACCGCCUACGGUUAGAUUUGUAUCGAAAGUUUUUCAUCCAAAUGUUUAUGCAGACGGAGGUAUUUGUUUGGACAUCUUACAAAAUAGAUGGAGCCCCACAUACGAUGUCUCAGCUAUUUUAACAUCCAUACAGUCUCUAUUGAGUGAUCCAAAUCCCAAUUCACCAGCUAAUUCAACGGCUGCUCAGCUCUAUAAAGAAAAUCGUCGGGAAUAUGAGAAGCGAGUGAAAGCUUGCGUUGAGCAAAGUUUCAUCGACUAGCCAUCCGCCACAGGAGCAACACCACGCAAAUCAACUGUAGGGGGAACGGGAACUGCAACUACAGAAUCUGCAAUGUUUUAUUAAAAUAAAAUUCGAAGAAUGGAGAUAAUUAAAAUAUUAAAACUUCAAAUACAUAUACAUAUAUAAUACAUAAUAUACAAUACGUAAAAUGAUACACAAUCGCUCAUAUUUUUCAGUCGUGUAAGUUGUGCUGCUAACAAAUUCAAUAAAGAACAGAAUUAAAGAAAGUAAGAAGUAAUUGCACUCAUGGCAGACAAACCCUGACAUUAGAUGCAAGCGCGACGCAAGGACCUUAAAAUGUAGCAAUGUAAUCGCUAUGCGUGACUUUCAAGUCCGACUGACAUUACCAGUUGUUGUUAUUAAGUCAAUGUUAUAUCAAUACUGCAGUUCAACAAAACUAUAUUUCUUGCGCUUUACAUCUUCAGACUUAAUCAAAAUUUGUAGACGCAAAAUAUUAACAAAAAUAUAAAUUCAUUAAUAUGUGUAUGUACCUUAAAGAGAACUCACUGCAUCGUAGUUUUUGAGUGAAAAUUCAGAAUUUUUAAUCAUCAUCGCUUUAAAUUAAAACUGGGCAAAAAUACUCAUUACGCCCUUUUCUAUUUAAGACUAGCAGCGUACAAUUAUUUGGCUGCUAUCAAAAAUCUUCCCUGGUUCCUCUUAUAUCUUACCGUGUUUGUUUUGACUAACAUUGAUUUGGGUGCUCAGUAUUUGAUGAAACAUCUCACCAAAUAGUGCGCCAUAAGAGCGGUACUAACAUAAAAAACACUACAAUAAACCAGUGUCAAUAUUAUUAAGAAGAAAUUGUAGUUCUUUUCCUGCACUCAUUGUAAUUGUGACGAAGGAAAAAUUUACCAGAGGCAAAAUUAAGUAGAUGUUCGUAUUAAUUUUAUUAAAAUUGCUUUAUUAAAAUUCACUUCAGCUAUGGAUAAGCGUUUCAUUUUUUAACUACUUUUGUGCGUGUGAAAAUUAUAUUGUGGUGUAUAUGAGUAUGCUACAUGAUGAUACAAUAAAACAGCAUAAAAUAUGUUACUAUGUUUAAGCAAUCACCAUUAAACAACAACAGCAUAAAACAAUUCUGAAGCAAAUACUUUACAUAUAAGAAUUACAGUGUAAUAAUAAAAUUGGUAUCUUAUUUCAGUA